CGGUGUGAACGCGCCUGGAUCUGAUUCACGUUGUAAGGUCUCCCCCUGGUGGCCUAGUGGAGAAUGGGCAGGGAGAUGGGACGGAUCCACCCUUGCGUCUACCCUCUGGUCCUCACAGCCAGCCACAAAAAGUGUGGCAGCCUGAGCCAGGCCAACCUCAAUUGCUCGAGUAGCCUCCCGUCUUCUAGGCUUGGUCAUUCCAUGAACAGAAUGGGGACAAUAUACCCCCAGACCCUCGCCAAGCGCCCCCUGUGCAAAUGGGUGCUUUGCGCAGAUGUGCUCAAGUGAUUCCCACAAAGCCCUACGGGGCAGGAGCUACUGUCAUCUCCGCUUCACAGAGGGGGAAACUGAGGCUCAGAGGGUCACGUGGGAUGCAGAUGCCAGACUGGAAUCCAGGACCCCCCAGUCCUGUCCUGGGCUCCACUAGCCUGGGCUGGCCCCUGGCGUGGGUCCAGCCCCUCCCAACAAACUCGAAGCCACCGCCAGGCAGGGCGGAACCGUGGGUGUCCCUGGCGCCCCAAGGUGCCAAUUAAAUGCUCGUGGCCGUCUGGGGCCAGAGCUGUGGACGGCGGCAUGGCCGAGCCGGGGCCGGAGCCGGGGCGCGCCUGGCGAGUGUUCGCCCUGUGCGGGGCCGCGGUGUUCCUGGCAGCGGUGGCGGCUGGAGCAGCCCUGCUGGCCUGGAAUCUGGCCGCCUCGGCCUCCCGGAGGCCUCGCUGCCCAGAGCCAGGGGCCAACACCACGGCGCCGCCUGGAGACCUGGAGCCCGAGGUCGAGGAACUUCGGCGCCGGCUGGCAGAGGCUGCCCAGCGCGAGGAGGCCCUGACCAGGCAGUUGAACCAGGCCGAGGGUGUCCGACAGGAGCUGGAGGAGGCCCUAAGGGUCUGUGAGGGCCGCCAGAGUCGGCUUCAGACCCAACUGAUGACACUGAAGACUGCGAUGGACGAGGCCAAGGCUCAGGGGACCCAGAUGGGGGCAGAGAACGGGGCGCUGACAGAAGCCCUGGCGCGCUGGGAGGCGGCGGCCACGGAGUCUGCGCAGCGGCUGGACGCGGUGCAGCGGCGCGCGAGCGCGGCGGAGGCCGAGAGUGAAGCCUGCGCAGCCCGGGAGGCGGCGCUGCGCGAGCACGUUUACGCCCUGGAAGCCCAGACGGGCCCCCAGCGCAGAGUGCCACACCCCCGGACCCGCUCCGGGUCCCGACCUCGGCCCAACCCCCGCUCGCGCUCUCGCCCGGGAACCUCCGGGGGUUGCAGGCGACCAGCGCGGCGCGCAAGGGGAUGAGUCAGACCCCAGCUGGAUCAGGGCUCGAGGCCAGGAGGACAGACACUGGGGGCCCUGCUGGGACACUUACAGAGGUACCCACGCUAGAUGAGAUGCUCAGUCGACACCCAUCAACGCUCAGCUUUCGACCGACAGCCGUCCUGAACGGAAACUGUGCAGAAAGAAGACCCGACCCUCUCUCUUUGACCAUCUCGUGCUUAUUUUGCAGAUGGGGAAAUUAAGGUCCAUUUGGUCACAAGGUGAGAUAGUGCAGAGCUGGGACUUAAGUCCCCUCUAAGGACAAGGACAAUGUUGCCCUCAUCGCACAGACGUGAGGACUUAGGGUCCAGCCCUGACCUGGGAGUGACCUGAAGGGGUUACUUCUCCUCUCUGGUCCUCAGUUUACCUUGCCUGUAAAAUGAGUAAUUGGAAUGGUGAGAGCCAGCAUAUCCUUGACACCAAAAGCUGACAAAAGUGGCACAAUAGGAAAACUACAGACCCCUCUCCCUAUGAAGAGGGCACAAAACUCCCAAAUGGAAUUUUAGCAGAGAACCAAGUAACACGUUUUUAAGAUACACCAUAACAAAGUGACUUAUGCCUGAGGUGCAGAGAUGGUUCAAUAUUUGGAAGUCUGGUAAUAAAAUUCGCCAUACUAAAUGGAUCAAAUGAGAAAAAUUCUGGAAAGGUCAUCAAAAUAGCAACAAUUGCAUGUAGGUGAGAUUAUACGGUAUUUGUCUUAGCCUGACUUAUUUCAGUUAACAUAAUAC
Delphinapterus leucas (beluga whale) is the source of this 2024-nucleotide messenger RNA. It is a transcript of the gene CCDC194, whose product is annotated as coiled-coil domain containing 194. The record is from RefSeq and is a predicted model, not a curated record. Lineage: Eukaryota; Metazoa; Chordata; Mammalia; Artiodactyla; Monodontidae.